This is a messenger RNA of Ostreobium quekettii, 2955 nucleotides long. NCBI's taxonomy places the organism in Eukaryota, Viridiplantae, Chlorophyta, Ulvophyceae, Bryopsidales, Ostreobiaceae. The record is from the annotation of a GenBank genome assembly.
AUGGAUGAGGCGCUCUACGACGAGUUUGGAAAUUACAUCGGUCCGGAGCUGUCGGAGGGAGAGGAAGAGGAUGAAGAGGACGAGGAGGAGGACGAUGAAGAGGAGGAAGGCGUAGACGAAGCUAUGGACGAUGCAGAUGGGGAGGCAAGGCUGGGUCCACCAGAAGGAGACCCCAAUGAGUGGAACCAGGUGGUCCUGCAUGAGGAUAAGAAGUACUACCCCACUGCAGAGGAGGUGUAUGGCCCAGAGACGGAGACGCUGGUGAUGGAGGAGGAUGCACAACCGCUGGAAAUGCCUGUGAUCGCCCCUGUCAAAGAUAAGAGAUUUGAGUCCCAACACCAGCCCAUGAAGACAACAUUUGCAAACGACUUUAUGGCCGUCCUCAUGUCCAACUCUGAGCUCAUCAGGAAUGUUGCAGUUUGUGGACAUCUGCACCAUGGUAAGACGACCCUGAUGGACAUGCUGGUGGAGCAGACACACGAACUGCCCAGGCAGCACCAGCAUGCCGCCGACCGCCAGAUGCGCUUCACUGACACACGCUACGAUGAGCAGGCCCGGGACAUCAGCAUCAAGAUGAUGCCCAUGUCACUCGUGAUGCAGGGGUCUAGUGGCAAGUCCUACCUGCUGAACAUGAUGGAUACACCAGGGCACGUCAACUUCAAUGAUGAGGUCACAGCUGCGAUGAGGUUAGCUGAUGGCAUCCUGCUUGUGGUGGAUGCUGUUGAGGGAGUAAUGGUCGUCACAGAUCGCCUGGUGAAGCAGGGGCUGUCGGAAAACCUGCCAAUCUGCUUGGUGAUCAGCAAGGUUGACCGUUUGAUAACUGAGUUGAAACUGCCACCUGCGGAUGCAUACCACAAACUACGCCACACGAUCGAGGAAGUGAAUGGCCUGCUAAACAUGUACAGGCCCGAUGCGGACACCAAGGAGCCUUACUUGGACCCUAUCAAAGGCAAUGUGGCCUUCAGCUCUUGUGUCUCGGGCUGGUCCUUCACACUGGAGUCCUUUGCCCAGCUCUACUGUGAUGUGUAUGGUGCAGCAAUGGAUGCAAGGGAGUUUGCACAGCGACUCUGGGGCGAUAUGUAUUUUAAUGAGGACACAAGGUCAUUCCGGAGGAAGCCAACUGCAGGGGGUCAGCGCUCCUUUGUGCAGUUCAUCUUGGAACCUUUGUACAAGAUCUACAGCCAGAUACUGGGAGAACCACACAAGAGCAUAGAGAGGAUGCUUGGAGAGUUUGGUGUUGCACUCAAGCCCUCUUCUUUUCACAAGGAUGUGAAACCCUUGCUGAAAGAGGCGUGUGCCAAGAUAUUUGGAACUGCAACAGGUCUGGUGGACAUGCUUGUGCGGCACAUCCCAUCUUCAAAGCGAGGUGCACCACAAAAAGUGGAGCACUGCUAUUCUGGGCCCCAGGACACAGACAUCGUGCAGCACAUGAAGAACUGCAACCAUCGGGGCCCCCUGGUGGUCCACAUCGCAAAGCUGUUUCCAAGGAAUGACUGCAGCAAGUUCGAUGCCUUUGGAAGGAUAUUCAGUGGCACCUUGAGGACAGGUGACAAGGUUAGGGUGCUGGGAGAGGGCUACACACCCGAAGAUGAGGAAGACUCGGCGACGGCAGAGGUGGGGUCCAUCUGGGUGUACCAGUCCCGCUACCGUGUCCCCUUCACCCGUUUCUCCUCUGGCAACCUGGUCCUGAUUGAGGGUGUGGACGCCACUAUCACCAAGACAGCCACCCUUGUGAGCGACCUGUGGGAAGACGAGGUGUACAUAUUUAAGAAGCUGCAGUUCCACACACUGUCAGUCGUCAAGAUCGCCACUGAGCCCCUGAAACCGUCCGAGCUGCCAAAGAUGGUGGAGGGGUUGAGGAAGAUCAACAAGAGCUACCCACUGGCGAUGACAAAGGUGGAGGAGUCUGGGGAGCACACUAUCCUGGGCACUGGCGAGAUAUACCUUGACAGCCUGAUGAAAGACCUGCGGGAGCUGUAUGCAGACAUCGAAGUGAAGGUUGCCGAUCCGGUGGUGUCAUUCUGCGAGACGGUCGUGGAGACAUCAUCCCUGAAGUGUUUUGCGGAGACCCCAAACAAACAGAACAAAAUCACAAUGAUCUCAGAACCCCUGGAGAAGGACCUAGACAAAGACAUCGAAACUGGCACCGUCAUUAUCGAUUGGCCGCGCAAGAAGCUGGGAGAUUUCUUCCAGAGGAAAUAUGACUGGGAUCUGCUGGCCGCCCGGUCCAUCUGGGCGUUUGGACCUGACAAGCAGGGCCCAAACAUACUGUUGGAUGAUACGCUACCUUCAGAGGUUGACAAGGGUCUGCUGAAUGCGGUGAAGGACAGCAUCGUGCAGGGCUUCCAAUGGGGAACACGUGAGGGGCCCCUGUGCGACGAACCCGUUCGCAACGUCAAAUUCAAGAUUCUGGAUUCCAUGAUAUCUUCAGAGCCACUGCAUCGUGGCGGCGGUCAAAUCAUUCCCACCGCGCGGCGGGUGUGCUAUUCGGCGUUUUUGAUGGCCACUCCUCGCCUCAUGGAGCCCGUGUACUAUGUGGAGAUUCAGACGCCGGCAGACUGCAUUUCUGCAAUAUACAAUGUGUUGGGCAAAAGGAGAGGCCACGUGACUGCAGAUAUACCCAAGCCAGGGACGCCCAUCUUCCUUGUGAAGGCGUACCUUCCUGUCAUCGAAAGUUUCGGUUUCGAGACGGAUCUGCGGUAUCACACGCAGGGCCAGGCGUUUUGCCUGAGCGUCUUCGACCAUUGGAGCAUCGUGCCUGGCGAUCCAUUGGACAGGAGCGUCGUCCUGCGGCCCCUUGAGCCAGCUCCCAUUCAGGCUCUGGCGAGAGAGUUCAUGGUGAAGACGAGGAGGCGCAAGGGCAUGAGCGAGGACGUGUCCAUAAACAAAUUCUUCGACGACCCCAUGCUCUUGGAGCUGGCCAGGCAGGACGCUGACUUGCAGCAGAUUUUGUGA